Molecule: messenger RNA, 861 nt
Organism: Erigeron canadensis
Lineage: Eukaryota; Viridiplantae; Streptophyta; Magnoliopsida; Asterales; Asteraceae
Product: universal stress protein PHOS34-like
Exons: 4
Coding region: 78-572 (164 amino acids)
Source: RefSeq, a predicted model, not a curated record
GUAAUGCAAUUAACUUGUGCCUCAAGAUCGAGUAAUUAAUUAAGUUACAAAGACGACGACAACAACAAUUUAUAACGAUGACAACGACGAAACCAGUGAUGGUUGUGGGAAUCGACGAGAGUGAGCAGAGUUUUUUUGCACUAGAAUGGACAUUGGAUCACUUCAUAGUACCAUCAGCUGCACCAAAUCCUCCUUUCAAGCUAAUCAUUGUUAAUUCUAAGCCUACAUCUGGUGCUUCUAUGGGCUUCUCCAUUCCUGGCGUGUUGGAUAUUUUGACACACGUGGAUCAAGAUUUGAAGAACAUUGCUGAGCGUGUUGUUGAAAAGGCAAAGGAGCUUUGCAUUUCUAAAUCGGUAAAUGAUGUAACCAUAGAGAUUGUGGAAGGUGAUGCUAGAAAUGUUUUAUGUGAUGCUGUUGAGAGGCACCAUGCCACCAUGCUAGCUGUUGGUAGCCAUGGUUAUGGAUCAGUUAAAAGGGCACUUUUGGGAAGUGUAAGUGAUUAUGUAACCCAUCAUGCUCACUGCACCGUGAUGGUAGUCAAGAAGCCAAAGGGCAAUAAUCACGAAGGCUAGCUUCCAUGAUUUACAAGAUCGAUUUCUCCACUCGAUCGAUCUCAUGGUGGUUGAUUGCAAUCAAUGUUUAACUUUCUGUUGAAACCAUUAUUUGGUUUGAAAGACCAAUACUACAUAUUGUCUUAAUUAGUAGUAUGCUUGUUCAACUUCAUAUGUGUUUGUAGUUUCAUAAACACAUUCGUUUCUUGCAAUUGUAAUCUUUGUGUUUUAUUGUAAAAUAACAUAAAAUAAUGUUUUGGACAAGCAUGUAUCAUGUAUGCAAAGUCUUGAGUAUCUUAUAUUGAGAUUA